This is a messenger RNA of Menidia menidia (Atlantic silverside), 450 nucleotides long. The record is from the annotation of a GenBank genome assembly. NCBI's taxonomy places the organism in Eukaryota, Metazoa, Chordata, Actinopteri, Atheriniformes, Atherinopsidae.
AUGAACGUGACCGCUCCCCUGCUGCUGCUGCUGUUCACCACCUGCAUGGUGAGUGGAGGGUCUCUGCCCAGAGCCGUCUGGCAUUUUGGGAGGAUGAUCACUUGUGCCCAGCCUGGCGUUAAUCCUUUAAUAUACAAUGAGUACGGCUGCUGGUGCGGAUUCGGGGGUUCUGGAACUCCUGUGGACGACGUGGACAGGUGCUGUCGGGUUCAUGACAAAUGCUAUGAAGCAAGCAGGAAGAUCCCUGGAUGCUCGGGCAUUUCCGAACUGCCCCAUAUCAUCGAUUACGAUUUCACCUGCUCCGGUCAGCAGGUUACCUGCUCAGCCACCAACGACAAGUGCCAGGCUGCCGCCUGCGAGUGCGACCGCGCGGCGGCCUACUGCUUUGCCCAAUACGAAUACAACCCUGACAACAAGAAUCUGGAUUCCAAAGUCCACUGUGUCGACUGA